Molecule: messenger RNA, 2432 nt
Organism: Gryllus bimaculatus (two-spotted cricket)
Lineage: Eukaryota; Metazoa; Arthropoda; Insecta; Orthoptera; Gryllidae
Source: the annotation of a GenBank genome assembly
GCACGCCACCGCCCCUGCCGCGGCCACCCGCAACCGCGCCCACGCAGCGCGCCCUCGCCCGCGCCCGCGCGGCGCCGAAGCCCACGCGCCGCUCCGCCGCCGCACGAUCAUCGGCGCCCACACGCACAUCAGGCCCGCCCCGCGCCACCAGUCAGGGACAACGAGGUGCCCGACAGCGCGCACGUGCGCAACACGGGCUCCCCGGGCGCCAACCUCGUCCCGCCGCUGGAGGAGGAGCGCCGCGAGCCCGGCGGCGCGCGCCUCAACCUCGGAGCCAUCAUUGCUCUGGGAGUGUUUGGCGGAUUUGUGUUCCUCGCUGCGAUCAUCACCACAAUAGUUAUCCUUAUCCGCAGGAGCCGCAGUGCGAAGCACUAUCGCCACCGCGCCUCCCCCGACUGCAACACAGUGGCGUCGUUCGACUCGUCCGGCUCGGAGGGCCGCGCCGGCCUCAACCGGUACUACCGCCAAGCGUGGGAGAACUUGCACCACCAAGCGGGCGGCGGCGGCGGCGGCAAGAACGCCCUGCGCCGCCAGGAGACACUGGAUGAACCCGUGCGAGGGGCAGGGGAGCUGCUCGUCACCACCGGCAUGUCCAAGCCCGCCCCGCCGCAGCAGGAGAAGAAGCGCCACCACCACCACCACCAUCACCACGGGCCGUCCUCCAGUGGAACCAAGGAAACGAGCAACGCGGCUGGGGAUUGGCGCAACCGCCCCAGCAAAAACCGAUACUGAACUGUCGUAGGAAAAGGAAACCCCGAGUCAGUUCUGAGUGAUUCUGUGUAACCUGUGGUUGUCCAUUUCUUGUAGAUGUAUGGAUACUAACAUCUCACAAGAUAAUAAUUUAAUAAUUUUAUUGCAUUCCAAAGAGAGAUGAGGGUAUUUAUUAAUUUAAAUUGCCUAGAUACGUUUACCACAGGUACAUAGAACAUUCUUAUGAGAUGCACAUGAAUCACCGCAGUGCUCUAAUGCGUUUAUAGUUGGUAAAUUAUAGAGACCAAAUGACUAAAGAGAUGGUCUGAGGCAAGGUACCAGCAAGUUCAAGAAAUGAAGAUUCUUUGUUGGCAAGUCAGGAUGCAGCUCAUUUUAAUUUUGACUAGUGUAUGAAUCGUUUUACGUAUUGUAGCAUAUAUUUUGCCAUUUUGAGAUUCUUUACAGUAGGAAAUCAGUUUUCUUAUCGUGUAAUUUCAAUAUUUUUUUCCUCAAAAUGUGUGUAGAGUUUACACAUGUUAAAAACAUAAUUUGAAAAAUCUGAAAUGAAAAUAUCUUGCUAAUUAUAAUAGUUUUACUAAUUUAUUAUAUAUGUAGAAUAAAAUGAACGUAAGUUGUUACCUUACAGAUAAGUAGCUAAGUGUGAAUCUGUUAUAGAUAUUUAUAUAUGUUGUAGUGGUAGCAGAAGACAAGCUGAUUUUCAACUGUAAAAGUCUUCUUUUUUUCAAUCAUAUUAACUACUUAGAAACUCAUAGGAAUAAUACAUCGAGUUUCAUUCUAAACUCCAGGGAGUUUGUUAUGUUAACAUGAUGUAAUUCAUUAUUUACGUCAAGGAAAACCCUAAUUACUCUAUGACAUGAAAUGACUGUCUGCACAACUUAUAGUUUUUUGAAGUAUUCACAACUGACUUACGGUGUUAAGAUGCAUAUGAGCCACGUAAAAGUAACAUUAAUGCAUAGCAUUUCGGUAGAGUAUUAUCACCGAUGGAGUUUGUAUCCAGGGAAAGAUGAAACAAUCUGGGAAGUGGUGCAGCAGCAGGUCAGGUCAUGCACCCCUUGGCUGUUCUCUAGCAAAGAGAGGCCCAGCUGAUGAAGUGCAUGAUAUUGCUCUCCCCAGAACCACUUGAUGUCUUGGUGAGUGCUAUUACUCUGCCCACAGCAUAGUUGCAUGAAUUUUUUUCAGAUACCUAUUUCGACACAUCAUUAAAACUACUAAGAAGGGCUUUGGUAUAUGUAAGUAAAGGCCCUUUCUUUUCAAUCUAGUCUUUUGAUAAGAAAUCUUUAUAUCAAAUAAACUGGUAUAGUCAAAAAUUAUAUAUUAUGUCAUGAAGUUUCAUGAAUUGAAAUAUUGAAAUGAUCUUUAUAUUCAGCUGCAUUUUUAUUGUCUUGUACAUACUUCAUAUAUAACUCAUAAAUAAAUAUAUACAAAAAUUACAAAUUUAUUAAGAAGUAUUGAAGUACGAAAAUACGAUUACUUAUUAUUAUUUAAUAAUUCUAUUUUAGCAUAUCUUUACAUGUGUGAGGUGAUAUUCCUGUCACAUUGUUUGUACCGAACACAUUUCUUCUUUUCCAUUGGCAUUUUGUGGUUUCUGGGGUGGUUCAGUUAAUGCAAUAAUGCAGCAAAUGAAGAUUUGGUAUUUAUUUUCCCACAUAUUUCCAUAUCAUAUAUUGUAGACAUGAUGUUACAUGUAUUGAUUUUUAUACAUAAAACAUGAAUUCUUAAUC